ACUUGGAAUGGACUGACCCAUGUGAUUUUUGUAGUGGUCAAGAUUUAUUUUGUAAUGAAAUUCUAAUUUUAGAAUUUCAUUUAAUUUAAAGUUCUUUCAUUGACAUUCUGGUCUUUUUUCACUAUGGCUAAUGAUUUUCUGCAUUACCCACAAUGCCAAUCAACUACCCACUGAUGGUGGCGCAAAUGGGAGUUAGCCCUUGCUUCAACUCUACCUAAAGAGAGUGAUGCGGCUGCGCUUUAACCUUUAGUCUGUCCAGCUCUAUCACCUUCUCAUCUGUACCUUCUGCUCAAACAGAUGAAGUUCCAAAAUUUCACGCUAAUACCAUCAUCAACACCAUUGUGCUUGUCAUCUGGUGUCAUCUGGUCAUCGGAACAAUUGUGCUGUAUAGUUGCAUUGCAUUCUGAAACUUGGAGGCCAGUGUCUGCUAUCAUCACCUACUUCUUCUACGUUGGAUUUCUCUUUAAUAUGGCAUUGAACGUCACUGGAAAAUAAUGAGUCAGAUUUGCUCUUUUCUUUUUAGGAGCCAACAGAGAAACCUGACCAUUAUCCCUUAUGAUCCCUUACAUUUCUCCUAUUAAAUGCCAUUGUAAUCGUUCUAGCAAUGUCCCGCUGUGACAUCAAAGCAUGACACAACCACUAACUUUUCACAGGAAUAAAGCAAAUACAGUCCCAGCCAACAAAUUAGUACCAGAAUCACUAAACACAUCACAAAUAAAUCAAUAAAAACAUAUUGUCUUGGGAGUUAGCACGUUUGCCUUUCACGCCCAGGGUGGAGGGUUCGAUUCCUGCCUCUGCCCCUUGUGUGUGGAGUUGUUUGUAUGCCCUGCGCUUUGGGGGUUUCCUCCAGGUACUCUGGUUUCCUUCCCCAGUCCAAAGGCAUGCGUUAUAGGCUGAAGGGCAUCUCUAAAUUGUCUGUAGUGAGUGAAUGGUGUGAUUGUGGUGUGAUUGUGCCCUGUGGUGGCUUGGCACCCUUGCUAGGGUGUCCCCUGGGAUAGGCUCCAGGCUCCCCGUGACCCUGUGUAGAAUAAAUGAUACAGAAAAUGGAUGGAAAUUGUCCGUUGUGUGUGAAUAUGUGUGAUCGUGCCCUGCGAUGGGUUGUCACCCUGUACAGGGUGUCUCCUGGGAUAGGCUCCAGGCUCGCUGCGACCUUGUGUAGGAUAAACGACGCAGAAAAUUUAUGGAAAUUGUCCGUAGUGUGUGAAUGUGUGUGAUUGUGCCCUGCAAUGGGUUGGCACCCUGUCCACCCUGGGUCUCCCCUGCCUGGGAUAGGCUCCAGGUUCCCUUCGACCCUGUAUAGCGUAAGCGGUACAUUAAAUGGAUGGAUGGAUGGAUGGAUGGACAUAUUGUCUUUGUCAGGGUGGAGCUUUCCCUUUAAUGACUUACUUGUCAGUACAGAAUCCGUUGAUGUAUUGCAUGCUCAUGAUUUUGUUUUAAUACUGUAAAAAUAAAGGGCAACCUUGAAUUGCCCUCCUAUAUUUGCCAGUUUAUUUGCACAGUGUCAGUGCCAGCGUGCACACACUGUAUCUGUAUCUGUAACUGUAACUGCAGCUCACACACACAGACACAGACAUACACAGUGUAAAAUCCAGCUGAGCUGGUGUUGGUGUGCAGUGGAUUUGAGGUAAUUAAAUGAGAGCAGGGUGCAUGGGGGCAGGAUGGCGUCUGCGUGCUGCCCUCACUGGCCGUGUCCGUGUGAUCAGCUCCUCAAGUCGGCACAUUUCGGAGAGGAAACGAGCCGCGAGCACGAGGAGCACACCGACACCACUUCCCUGCCAACAAACAUGGACAUAGCGCUUUUAAAAGAGCAGUACAACUCCAUCAGGGACAAGCAGAAACGCCAAACCAGGGUGAUCUGUUUUGCAAAAGCACCAGCCACCAAUGAGGAGGUCUCUGGAAAAUCCCUGGUCAACGUGGUUCCCAUGCGACAGGUCCGACAUACCCUUAUGAGACAGGCAUCUGUCCAAGAACCUCAGUUUGACUUUGUCAGGGACCCAGACAAUGCCACGUGGCGCACGCACCUGGGAAUGUACCGCAGGACCUGCUCGAUUCCUGACACCAAUCAGUCUCAGCCCAGCAACCACAAGACCAGCACUGGAGACUCAACAUCAACCUCUACAGAUAACACAGUGCACAGUGUGGAGGUCACAGAUUCAAGUGAUCAGUUAUCUGAGGACUGUGAAGGUUAUGGUAAUACACAUCAUCUCGGCAACAUAGUGCAGAUUGAUUGUGGAUCUGAGAGUUUCAGGAAGUUUUCUGCACCUGCAGUGUUGUCCAGACAGUUGAGCUGUGGGAGCUACCGGUCUCCUCAUCCCCCUGUGAGUCAAUUCUACCCCUUCCCCCAGCUCAAAUGUCCCAAGAAGUCUGAGGCAGCACGCAGGCUUGGGCUUUACUCUUCAUUCUAACAACAUGGCUUAAAUGCGGGAAAAAAAAAACAAGGGCUGUGCAAUAUUGCUUUCAUACUUAAACCAGAAAUACAUUCAUUUACAAUAACAAUUUUCCUGCAGCAAUAAAGUGGUGACAGCAGUGAAUUCUGUCUAUUUGCAUUCAUCAAAAUGGCUGAAAGUAUCAAAUCAUCUAAAUGUGUUAAUUCCAGGUGUCAUGCCUGGUUGAUCUAGAUGUGCAUUUUUUAAUAUUCUGUAAUACAGUAGCAGUCUGAUUAAUAAAAAUUGUAAAGCAUUCAUACUGUUUAUAUUAUACACAUUCAUAUAAACAAGUAAUUCUUUAUGUAUUGAUGCUGGAGGAAGUAUAGCAUUCUAAAAGGCUGCUUUGUCAGUGAAGUGUGUGUGUGUGUGUGUGUAUGUAAUUUACUUAUCUCAAUCAUCUUGUCUUUCAAUCAUCAAGAAACUGCACACUUGGUCAGUAUUUUAAUGCUUUAGUUGCAUAAUUAAUGCAAAUGUUUAAUUAUUCAUGAUUAAAACACACAGACACCAAGAAGAGCAUGGAAAAAUUCAUACUUUGGUAGUCAAAAUAUUGGCAACAUCUUCACCUCCUGAUUAGCCUGGUUUUGAAUCAAGAGUUGUAUUUCUUGAAUGCUUGUUCAUCACAUUAGUUAUGCCAUACCAUAACUUUUAAGUGAAGUUUUUCUUGCAAGAGGGGUUCUGCAUUUCUUCCCGCAAGCCUUAGACAUCCUUUAUAACUGCACACAUGCUCUGAAAAUAAAAAUGUUUUACAAGUUGUUUGCUCUUUUUAACUCAAGGCAGUUAAUAUUAACCAGCUGUAGUGAGGGUUUCACCGAGCUGCUUUAAGUGAAGUGCCUUGCUCAAGGUCACAGUGUCAACAGGACUGAAUAUUGGUUACACUGUAUUCAAGUUACAGCCAAUAAAAUUAAUGAAAUGCAGUGGCAGUAGUGUCCUAUGUAUGUCUACAGAUCUGAAAGGAUAAUUAAUUACAAUUUAAAUCAGAUGGGUCCAACACAUUUGAGGUUGUGCUUUUCUGUCUAGGCAAGUUAUCAAAUAAGUUUAAGCCUUUAAUGCUGGGAAUAAACUGCAGUACUGUGACCAGUGACAGAAUUUGGACAUAAAUUAUGUUAAAUUGUGGUUGUCCUAAAUACUAACUUCUGUAUAGACAAAGACUGUACUGUAGCAUACUACAUGAUUAUUCAGCAAAUUAAAAGCUGCAAAUAUCAAA
Molecule: messenger RNA, 3630 nt
Organism: Pangasianodon hypophthalmus (striped catfish)
Lineage: Eukaryota; Metazoa; Chordata; Actinopteri; Siluriformes; Pangasiidae
Exons: 2
Coding region: 1659-2405 (248 amino acids)
Source: RefSeq, a predicted model, not a curated record